Molecule: messenger RNA, 2578 nt
Organism: Oncorhynchus gorbuscha (pink salmon)
Lineage: Eukaryota; Metazoa; Chordata; Actinopteri; Salmoniformes; Salmonidae
Product: DNA-directed RNA polymerase III subunit RPC1
Exons: 18
Coding region: 206-2578 (790 amino acids)
Biological process (GO): DNA-templated transcription
Molecular function (GO): DNA-directed RNA polymerase activity; DNA binding
Source: RefSeq, a predicted model, not a curated record
UCGUUGUCAUAUGAAUUCAUGGUUCACGCUGUUUCACAUUGCCGUGGCUGCAUUUCUAGCUUCAACAUGGGAUUUGGGAACGACAAGUGACAGUGUGAUGACUGUAUAUCAAGUUUAGUGUGAACCAACAGUGUAGAAAAUAACAGUUUUAUGUCCUAGAUCUGUAUUUCUGCCGGAGGUUUGGCGGGGGCAAACAGAAGUCACGAUGGUGAAAGAGCAGUUUAGAGAGACUGAUGUGGCCAAAAAAAUAAGCCACAUCUGUUUUGGGAUGAAGUCGGCUGAACAGAUGAGACAGCAGGCUCAUAUCCAAGUGGUCAGUAAGAACCUGUACAGCCAGGACACCAGCCAUACUCCUCUACCGUACGGAGUACUGGAUCAUCGCAUGGGCACCAGUGAGAAGGAUCGUCCUUGUGAGACGUGUGGGAAGAACCUGGCUGACUGUCUGGGACACUAUGGGUAUCUGGACCUGGAGAUGCCCUGUUUUCAUGUGGGCUAUUUCAAAGCCACCAUUGGAAUCCUACAGAUGAUCUGUAAGACGUGUUCUCACAUCAUGCUGACCAAAGAGGAGAAACUGCAGUUCAUGGAUGUGUUGAAGAGGCCUGGACUAGCGUACCUACAGAAACGAGGAAUGAAGAAGAAGAUAUCCGACAAAUGCCGCAAAAGGACAUUGUGUCUCAAUUGCUCCACGUUAAAUGGACCAGUGAAGAAGUGUGGCUUGCUGAAGAUCCUCCACGAGAAAUACAAGACAACCAAGAAAGUGGUGGACACUGUAGUAUCAGACUUUCUCAACUCAUUCGAUAUCGCAAUAGAACACAACAAAGAAGUGGAGGGCUUGCUUAACAGGGCUCAGGAGAACCUGAGUCCUCUAGUGGUGCUGAACCUCUUCAGGAGGAUACCAGCGGAGGACAUUCCCCUGCUCCUGAUGAACCCUGAGGCAGGUAAGCCUGCAGACCUCAUCCUCACCCGCCUGCUGGUACCUCCGCUCUGCAUCCGCCCCUCUGUCAUCUCAGACCUCAAGUCGGGUACUAAUGAGGAUGACCUCACCAUGAAGCUCACAGAGAUCAUCUUCCUCAAUGAUGUCAUCAAGAAGCACCGUAUGUCAGGGGCCAAGACCCAGAUGAUCAUGGAGGACUGGGACUUCCUCCAGCUGCAAUGUGCUCUCUACAUCAACAGUGAGCUCUCUGGCAUCCCCCUCAACAUGGCCCCUAAGAAGUGGACCAGAGGCUUCGUUCAGAGACUCAAGGGCAAACAAGGGCGAUUCCGUGGAAACCUCUCGGGGAAGAGAGUGGAUUUCUCUGGGAGAACGGUCAUCUCUCCGGACCCCAACCUGCGGAUUGAUGAGGUGGCUGUCCCUGUGCACGUAGCCAAAAUCCUGACCUACCCAGAGAAGGUGAACAAGGCCAACUUGGAGAUGCUGAGGAAGCUGGUGCGGAGCGGUCCAGAGGUCCACCCUGGAGCCAACUUCAUCCAGCAACGACACACGCAGAUGAAGAGGUUUCUGAAGUACGGGAACCGAGAGAAGAUGGCCCAGGAGCUGAAGUUUGGAGACGUGGUGGAGAGACACAUGAUCGAUGGAGACAUCGUCCUCUUCAACCGACAGCCCUCUCUACACAAACUCAGCAUCAUGGCUCAUAUUGCCAAAGUGAAGCCUCACAGAACGUUCCGGUUUAACGAGUGUGUGUGCACGCCGUACAACGCUGACUUUGACGGGGAUGAGAUGAACCUUCACCUUCCCCAGACAGAGGAGGCCAAGGCUGAAGCCCUGGUGCUGAUGGGGACCAAAGCCAACCUGGUGACCCCCAGGAACGGAGAGCCUCUGAUUGCUGCUAUUCAAGACUUUCUGACAGGAGCCUACCUGUUGACCCUGAAGGACACAUUCUUCGAUAGGUCUAAAGCCUGCCAGAUAGUGGCCUCUAUCCUGGUGGGGGUGGAUGAGAGGAUCAAGAUAGCUCUCCCACACCCUGCCAUACUCAAGCCCAUGACUCUGUGGACAGGGAAGCAGAUAUUUGGUCUGAUCCUGAAGCCCAGUAAGGCCUGUCCAGUCAAGGCCAACCUGAGGACCAAGGGGAAACAGUACAGUGGGAAAGGAGAGGACCUCUGCAGCAACGACUCCUUCGUGGUUAUCCAGAACAGUGAGUUGAUGUGUGGUACCAUGGAUAAGGGCACGUUGGGCUCUGGCUCCAAGAAGAACAUAUUCUACAUCCUGCUGAGAGACUGGGGACAGCUGGAGGCAGCCAACGCCAUGUCUCGUCUGGCCCGCAUCGCCCCUACAUACCUCUCCAACCGGGGUUUCUCCAUCGGUAUUGGUGACGUGACCCCAGGCCAGGGUCUGCUGAAGGCCAAACAGGACCUGCUGGAUGGAGGCUAUGCCAAGUGUGACGAGUACAUCGAGGCCCUGAAGACAGGCAAACUGCAGCAGCAGCCGGGCUGCACGGCUGAGGAGACGCUGGAGGCCCUCAUCCUGAAGGAGCUGUCUGUUAUCAGAGACCAUGCCGGCAGCGCCUGCCUCAGAGAACUGGACAAGACCAACAGUCCUCUGAUUAUGGCUCUGUGUGGCUCCAAAGCUCAGACUUCCUGA